CGGCUCAGGCAAGCCUCGCGGUGUGUAGAAUUUGAAAGAACAUGCCGUCUUCCACUGCGGUUGAGGCAAGCUUCCCAGCUGAGCCUAUGUUGGCCCCAGAUCAAGAAAGCGGCGAGGCAGAGGCCAAGAGGGACGAGAAGCAGAAGAAGGAGCGGAAGGAGAAGAAGGAGAAGAAGGAGGAGAAGGAGAAGAUGGAGAAGAUGGAGAAGAUGGAUCCGACAGUCACCCUGCACAUCUACCACUUGCCCUCCGGGUGGAAGUACCUGAACCAGGCCAUGGAGUUUUGGGGAUGUGGUGCCUUCCAUCUUGGCGUGGAGGUCUACGGGAAGGAGUAUAGCUUCCAGGCUUCGCAACACGAGUUUGUGGACGGCAUACAGCCCUGCAAGCCAAAGAUGUGCCGAGGUUACAUCUUCGAGCGCAGCUUGCAAUUGGGGCCGACAAUGCUGGAGCCGAAGCAGGUCAAUGACCUGAUCAACAGGAUGCGCAAAGAGUACUCGGCGCGGGAUUACGAUUUGUAUACGCGCAACUGCUGUCACUUCAGCAAGCACUUGUGCAAGGAGUUAGGUGUCGACAGCGUUCCGCCUGAGUUCUUUGCGCUGUCGGAGGCUGCACGCAAAGCCAAAGGAGCAGUGUGUGCCAUUGACCAGAGCCGGAAAGACGUUCUGGGGGCUCUCAGCGCGUGGAUGCUGUCCCCCUUCCAGGCCUGCUGCGUGUCUCAUGCUGACGUGUCUGCUGAAUUUGAAGCAGAAACCAUUUGAGUCGGCACAAGGCCGCGGAGCAUUGGUUACUGACGUGUGUGUGUGUGU
Messenger RNA from Effrenium voratum, 806 nucleotides. The record is from the annotation of a GenBank genome assembly. NCBI's taxonomy places the organism in Eukaryota, Dinophyceae, Suessiales, Symbiodiniaceae.